GCUGUACAGCAAGCAAAGUGCGAUAACUUCUCCAAAGGACACCAAAGUAUCUGGCAGAUGUUCUUGAAGACUGGAAUUAUCAUACGUUUUUGAAUUCAGGAGAUCUGACCAAAGCAGGUUAAGAUGAUCACAUUAAAGCACCUUGCGAUUUUCACAUAUCUUAUUACCAUACAGGGAUUAGUACGAGCACAAAUACAGACAACUGGAAAUCUUAUGGACAUGAAUUUUAAAGUUAAAGAGGGAAGUCCUGCAUCAUUAAUAUACCAGUUUUUGAAAAGCAAUCCCAAUUCCCAUAGCUUUGUACUUGAAGGCCAAACGGAUGGGGCGAUUGAAAUUCAAAGCGAAGACGGCAGGCUUCAGACAACAAAACCUCUUGAUAGAGAAACAAAAGCGCUGUACCAACUAAAGAUUAAAACAGUGAAUAAAGAAUACGCUCUUGUUGAAGGCCCUUAUUCUAUUAAUAUAAUUGUUGAAGAUAUAAAUGACAACAUACCCGUAUUCAACCAAUCCCGGUAUGAGGGAAAAGUGAGGGAGAACUCAAGGCCAGGAAUACCAUUUGUGACAGUGUACGCCACAGAUGCGGAUGACCCUGAGACACCUAAUGCACAGCUCCACUACGAAAUCCUGCAGCAGAUUCCAGACCCAUACAAAGUCAGGCUCUUCCAGAUUAAUAACAAGACUGGGGCAAUCUACAUAACACUGAAUGGUAGCCAGCUCUUGGAUUCGGAAGCCCACAAUUCAUACGAGCUGCUCAUUGGUGUAUCCGAUUCAGCAGAGAGGCCAUUUAGAGCUAACACAAAAGUGUUUGUCACCGUUUUGGAGAACAUCUGGCUGAAACCCAAACCUGUUACUAUUGUAGAAAAUUCCACAGAGCCGCACCCCAUCAAAAUCACUCAGGUCAGGUGGAAUGAUGAUGGAGCCAUUUUUGAACUACAUCAAAGAGAAAAGUAUCUAAAGUUCCCGUUUUCUAUUGAUAAAAACGGAGAUAUUUAUGUGACUGAACCACUGGACAGAGAGGAACGGCCUCAGUAUAUAUUCUAUGCCAUAGCAAAAAAUCAGAAUGGAGUUCCUUUGGCACGACCUGUAGAGGUUGAAGUAAAUGUUGAUGAUAUUAAUGACAACCCACCAGUAUGCCCAGAAGCUUUGACAAUUUUUGAAGUUCAGGAAAAUGAAGAAGUUGGAGCUUUUAUUGGAACAUUGAAAGCCACUGAUAUGGAUCAAGAUCAAAAUUCGCUCUUACAUUACCGACUUCUGUCCCAAAAUCCCACGAAACCACAAGACACGAUGUUUUUUGUCUCUGAGUACUCUGGAGACUUCCAGUUGCUGACGUCUGCACUGAGUAUUCAAGAUGUUGAUGUGUACUUGUUGACCGUGGAAGUGUCUGAUGAAGGGUCACCUGCUUACAAAACAACGUGUGAAGUGCAGGUUAAAGUAAUUGAUGUCAAUGACCAGAUCCCCAUAUUUGAAACUUCCGAUUAUGGCAAUGUGACCAUCGCUGAAGAUACACCAUUACAGACAGUGGUAUUUACUAUUCAGGCCACCGACGCUGAUCAGCCAAACACUGGGAGUUCUGAAAUAAUUUACGCUAUUAUAGAGGGAGACCUAGACAAAAUGUUUUCAAUUCAUACCAAUAAAACAACAAACAAGGGAUACGUCAAGAUUGUGAAGCCCCUGGAUUUUGAGAAAUUUCGAACUCAUGCCCUUGUGAUUCAAGCAAGGAACCCUGAGCCUUUCUUCGGAGGAGUUAACCUCAAUGAGAGUUCCAUCACUCGGCUACAAGUUAUUGUCACCGAUGUUGAUGAAAAGCCGUAUUUUGAGCACAGCACAUACCAAAAACAGGUGUCUGAGGAUAUUCCUAUAGGAACAAAAGUGAUUACAAUAGAGGCCAAAGAUCCUGAAGGUGAUGACAUAAUUUAUGCUCUGAAGGGUGACUCCAGGAAAUGGCUUUGGAUAAACGAAUCUUCCGGAGAAAUCUACAGUGAUGCUAUACUGGAUCGUGAAACCGCAAAACACUAUGAAGUGGAAGUAGCAGCCAGUGAGAAAAAAAAUAAAUACAUGACCUCAUCUGUGUAUUUACGCUUAUAUUUGGAUGAUGUUAAUGAUAACGCACCAACAUUGGCAUCCAGUUAUAAAGGGCCUAUAUUCUGUUACCCGCUUAAGAGUCCAGAAACUAUAAUUAUUGAGGGGACUGAUGCUGAUACCGAGCCAAAUGCACGCAGACUGCGAUUUUCACCUGGGCAUGAAAAUGUAACAAAGGACUGGGAAGUAGCAUAUAUUAAUGGUUCUCAUGCUCGUCUUACGAUGAAGCAUACGCAGUUCAAUACUGGUAUUUUACGUGUUCCUAUAAAAAUCAGAGAUAAUGGAAGGCCUCCUAGUGAAGCAAUUUCCGAUGUUUCCUUGACAAUCUGUACCUGCUCUGCCCCAGAGGUCUGUGAAUCACCCCCAGCAGGAGACUCACGGAAGCCAUCUAUCGGAAUGGCUCUUGGAAUUUUAUUUGGAGUACUGGCAGUUAUUGGUGUGAUUGUUGCAGCUGUAUUUAUCUCAAUAUCAUCCAAAAAGAAGAAACAAAAGAAGGCUAGUGGCAAGGAUGCAACGCUUCCAUCAGAAACUGCAAAUCUGAGCUCUUAACGGCAAGGGGGCAACUAAAAUGUCAUAUUAGUUUAGUAAAAAUCUGAAUUUUAUAAAGGGAUCGUUCAUGUUUGUGGGGGGGUUUUCACAAUUUUAGACAUCAUAAAAUAGCGCAGCCAAUUUAAAGUACCUUAUGGGCUUUGUCUGCAUUUUCAGAUGUGAUAAAGCCAACCUGAGGUCUUUUGUUACAGUACAUGUGCACUCUGUACAUAUACAUCUUAGCAGAUCAAAUGCCAUGGUCUUAUGUGAAUUAUUGUAAACAUUGGGGGCAACAAACCAUUACUAAAAUGUCAGUGUGUUUAGUUAAAUAUUAGCUUUUACAGAAUUACUUUUUAUUAAUUCAGGAGCAGCCGUAUAAGUCCAGUAGUGUAGACAAAAAGUAAUGUUGCACAAACUUGUAAUAAAAUUCUUAUCAGACUAACAGUAUUUUGUAAUAAGAAGCUUUCAGGAGCCUUUUGGCUUGAUAAAGAGAAGACUCCCAAAACCUUGUCAAGACAAAAUACAGUUAGCCCAAUAAAAAAAAGGUACUACAAGAUUCUGUAACAUUCUGUUACUUUUUAUAUGUAUUAAUGCAAUAAAUGGUCUGCAGUUUGACAUUAGGACAUAAAGACAUGUUUGUUCUACUUGAAAAAAAUAAUAGUAAAGUCCAAUGCAUUUUAUAAGACAAACUGGAGAAACAUGCUAGGGUUUCCAUUUCCUAAUGCCUAGUUGCUCCAGUGAGGUGAAUUUCUGAAAAUACCAUAUAAUUGGACUCUUUACAUGCAUCGUGAAAGUAUUCUUUAUUGAAUUUGCCAAAUCUGGAUUAUUAUUAUUAUCGAAUAGUGAUUAGUAUCACAACCCCACAUUACUGCACGUUGGACAAAUACAGCGUGCAAAACAGAGCACAUAGCGUAACAAUUUGAACUUACUGAAAACGGUUAGGGCGGCCUUGCUCAAAAAAGUUGACAAUCAAGAAGAGUUUUUAGUAGUUCACACUGCUUUCGUUUCUCACGCAUUGUGUUAAAUUGUGAAACUAACUAAACUCAUACCUACACUGGAUGCUAAAAAGUCGUUACAUGUCAGAAUUUAAAGACUCAUCCCUAACUUGAUGAUUCAGUCUGAGUUCAAAUAGAGCUAGUAUUAUUUUUUUGUCCUGGAUCAGGGGUAUAACAUUUACAACACUCCUGCUUGAUUAACUUCCCUCCUGUCAACCUUGAGGAAGUAAAAGAAUCAGAAAAGUGUCCGUUCACAAUCAGUUCAGUGCACAUAGUACAUUGUGGGUUGGCAUAUUAAAUUGUGAAUUGUAUGCACGUACGUGACGUAGGAGGAAAGAGGUCUGAACUAGUACUGUGUUUCAUCUGUCAAAAAUAAACGUACAUUCCAACUUACCUCUAAGCUGCUUGCUUUAAACGCAGAGAAUUAAAAAAUAAUACGGUUUGGAAAAAAGAUUUGUUUUUUGUUUUGUGAUGGCAUGUUUCACAUUUCAAAGAGAUAAUUAAUGCCUAGUUUCAUUUGAAUUUUACAGGUUUGUUGUAUUUUUAAACUGUACUUUUAUGACUUAUUUAAUGUGUGUUUCACUGCCAUUUACAGUUUUUAAACGUCCGGAUGUUAGAAGAAAUAGAAGCGAUAUAAUUGAUUUAGUCUGCUGCUUUGUUUUCAUCACAACUGUUAUCUAACCAAAGUUUCCUUACGGGCAGACCCUUAACCUUCACUAAAGACAUAGCAAGGCAGGCCCACUGAAUUUUAUCCAGAUAUGCCAUGUCUGUAAGAUGCCAGUGCCCACUUGUAACAGAUACGGUUUAGAAUCUGCUAAUAAACUAGAUGCUCCUUCGAAUGUGAAGAUAUCUCAUUUUUAGUGCUUGCAUUGUUGUAUGGACUCAAAUCAGUUGGCACCAAAAGCACAGCUAGUGUAGCAACCUAACUUUGGAAAGAAAUCUGACCAAUUUAGAGUACACAUAACAUUGCUAUUCCAUACACGCUUUGUACCUGCAACUGGCAACAAAGGAAACAUCCAAUGGGCCACUUAAAUGGUAUAUAGGCCUGGUCCUUGACCAAAAAGCACACCAGGCAAGCGUCUCUGUCAUCACACACGCAUACACGUCAUGUCUAUUUUUACAUUUAGAAUGAGUAUAAGCAUAGACCUCUUGUGUGUCCUCCACAGGUUAUGGGGCUUUUUUUGCUUCUCUGGCAGGUCCAGAACUUGCUUCCACACAGUGGGGACAUCAUUCUUCUGACACUAAGACUGGUUCUGAUCGUAUGGCUGCAAAUAUGUUUUAUCUACUAAUGUACUGUGUCGGUGAAACCAGCUUUUUCUGUACUUUUUCUGUUAUCCUGUACAAUUAAACUGAAGAAGUCUACAAUAGUGAAACCAAGAGAUAAUUACUGAGAACAGAACCAACUCAUGUGGUACUAAUGCUGCCUUUCAAAAAACAGACCCAGAUCCACAAACAAAAAAAGCUUUAAUAAAUACUGUUUUGUAUA
This is a messenger RNA of Spea bombifrons (plains spadefoot toad), 5088 nucleotides long. It is a transcript of the gene CDH17, whose product is annotated as cadherin 17. Gene Ontology annotation, cellular component: adherens junction; plasma membrane; catenin complex. Bases 124 to 2628 code for a protein of 834 amino acids. NCBI's taxonomy places the organism in Eukaryota, Metazoa, Chordata, Amphibia, Anura, Pelobatidae. The record is from RefSeq and is a predicted model, not a curated record. Gene Ontology annotation, molecular function: calcium ion binding; cadherin binding. Gene Ontology annotation, biological process: cell-cell junction assembly; adherens junction organization; multicellular organism development. The transcript is spliced from 18 exons.